Molecule: messenger RNA, 241 nt
Organism: Serpula lacrymans var. lacrymans S7.9
Lineage: Eukaryota; Fungi; Basidiomycota; Agaricomycetes; Boletales; Serpulaceae
Exons: 1
Coding region: 9-188 (59 amino acids)
Source: RefSeq, a predicted model, not a curated record
GGUACUCGAUGUGCUCCCGCUUGUCACCCGCAGAGGCGUUAUAUCUGUGCACUGCACUGCAAAAUACGGUUGUUGGUGAAUGUUGUGGAAGUGACUUCAUCGCGAUGAACCUGGAACAAAUAUUGACGGCAGCAAAGUGUAUUGAUCUUGGCUACAAGGAGGUUGCAUUGCUACUUAUAGCCUAUUAGGAAGUCUCCGAAACUGUAUAGCGCAUGGUUUUCAUCUAUCAACAAGCUUGUCC